Messenger RNA from Micromonas pusilla CCMP1545, 732 nucleotides. RefSeq lists its product as uncharacterized. Bases 1 to 732 code for a protein of 243 amino acids. The record is from RefSeq and is a predicted model, not a curated record. Gene Ontology annotation, cellular component: mitochondrion. Gene Ontology annotation, molecular function: GTP binding; GTPase activity; magnesium ion binding. The transcript has a single exon. Lineage: Eukaryota; Viridiplantae; Chlorophyta; Mamiellophyceae; Mamiellales; Mamiellaceae.
AUGGACGAGCACAAGAAACGCAUCCUCCUCUCGAAAGGGGGAAGAGGCGGCAAGGGGAACAGGGCGAAACCGAGAGGAGAAUUGGCGGGAACGGCGGACAAGGGCGCUGACGGCGGCAAGUUGACCGUCGUCCUAGAGCUGAAGUCCGUCGCGGAUCUCGGCUUGGUCGGGUUACCAAACGCGGGGAAGAGCACGUUGCUGCGAGCGAUAAGCGACGCGAGGCCGAACGUGGCGGACUACGCGUUCACGACGAUGUCCCCGCAGCUCGGGGCGGUCAAGCUCGACGGCGGUCUCUCGUCCGUGACCGUGGCGGACAUCCCCGGGCUGAUCAAGGGCGCGCACGAGAACCGCGGGUUGGGGCACAACUUCCUCCGGCACGUCGAGAGGUGCGCGGCUUUUCUUUUCGUCGUCGACCUAUCGUCUGGGAUGGGAGACAGGCCGGGGAUGCGUCCUUGGGAGGCGUUAAAGGUCUUGAGAGCCGAGCUCGACGCGUACCUCCCUGGUCUCUCGAACCGCCCCGCCAUCGUGGUCGGGACGAAGACGGACGUCGCGAGAACGUCCAAGGCGGCGGAAGCGUUGCGAAGACGCACGGACUUGCCCGUCGUGUGCGUCAGCGCGAACGCGUCCGAGGGCAUCGACGCCCUGUUGUCCGCGACGGAGGAUCUUCUCGAGCGAGCGAAACGAGAGCGCGACGAGGGCGAAGCGCGUGACGUAGUCGAUGUAGAACUUUAG